UCAAACCAUCCAUUAACAAUUCAGAGCACUUUUCUUUGGUUGUACUUGUUUGUUAAUGCAGUUGGGAAAUAAAUGAAAGCUGGCUCACAUAAUCCAGAACUCGGAAUUAAAACAUCAUUCAUCGACGAUGACUUUUCAACAGAGAAAGAUCUUGUGGAACACCCAACAAGUUGCAGCGAGGAAGGUAAAAUCUAGAUACAGUAAAAGCAAAGCCCACAUUCAGACAGAUUCGAGAAUGUGAAUGCAGUGGAAGACAAUUUUCCCUCAAAACUUGUCCAAUCAAAAACAAGACUCAACCGAACAAGCUUUCAACCAGAGACUGUUAGAAACUUCAAAGUCUUCUCAGUCAAAAUACGCAAAUGUCUGUAUUGUAAACGCAACCCAGUUCCCCUCGUCACCUUCUUUCCACACUUCCAGCUUUCAAACCUGCCUAACUUGCCCGACUUCCGAACACUUCAUUUAAAUAACCCACCAACCAGCAAAGAAGAAGAAGCAGAAGACAAAAGUUGCAAAAGAGAAACAUGGGUUUUGCUUUUGCUAAGCUGUUUCUUCUUCUCCUUCCGUUGCUCUCAUCUCUGACUCUAGAGCACUCCGCGGCUCAAGGCUUCAACUGUAGCUCCCCGAGAUCAUGUCGUGCCCUGGUCGGCUACGUCACCGUCAACAACACCGACCUCGGCACCAUUCAAUCUCUUUUCAACGUCAAGAACUUCCGGAGUAUCCUCGGAGCUAACGGCUUAUCUCUCUCUACUCCACGCACCCACAACAUAUCUGCACAACAAGUCAUCAAAAUCCCCAUCAACUGCGUUUGCUACAACGACACCGGAACUUCCAGCGGCGCUCCAAUCUACGAGGUGAAAGAAGGUGACUUUCUCUUCCACAUAGCAGCUGAGAUUUUCUCGAGGUUAGUGACGUUCCAGCAAAUUACGGAAGCCAAUGGGAUUGGGAAUUCCAGUUUGAUAAUGCCCGGGCAGAAGCUGAAAAUCCCGUUACCGUGUAGCUGUGAUGACGUGAACGGCGAGAAAGUGGUGCAUUAUGCACAUAUUGUGAAGUUAGGGAGUACCUUGGAGGGGAUUGCUAGUGAGUUUGGAACUGAUGAAGGGACUUUGCGUAGGGUUAAUAACAUCACCGCCGAUAAUCAGUUAAUAGCUGACCAACCGAUCGAUGUUCCUCUCAAAGCCUGCAACUCACCAAUAAGAAGUGACUCGUUGGACUUUCCUUUACUUGCUGCUAAUGGAACAUACGUCUUCACUGCUAAUGGUUGUGUGAGGUGCACAUGUGAUGCUGCUGUUAACAACUCGACAUUACGUUGUGAACCAUCCCAGAAUAAACCAUCCAGGUGGGAGACGUGCCCAUCUAUGCAAUGUGAAGCUUCAGAUGGUUUAUCCCUUGGCAAUAGUACCACUUCUGGUUGCAAUCGCACAACCUGUUCCUAUGCUGGAUAUAACAACUCAACCAUCUUCACAACCCUUGAACAGGACUCCACUUGUUCAUCAACUACUCCAAGCAAUGAUGUUACAAGGAUCAGUUUGAAUUGGGACUUUCUAUGCAUCUUGAUCUUGCUUUGCUUUCAUCUCUUCCAGUAAAACGUUGGUAGUAAACUCCUAUGGGAGUCCAUCCACUUCCAUAGUACCACAUGAGAAACGGGGAGUAGACCAUUGCAAUGUAAAGCAUAUUUCCCUUUUUUUGACGAAUACUGUAUCAGAAAUUAUAGAUUUGGUGGAGGCACAUGGGUUUGGGUGAAUAAGCUUCUUUUCAUUGCAGAGUCAACCGAUCAAAAAGCUUUUAGAUGGUUAAGUCUGCCUGAGAUAAUGGGAUCAACGUCAGACGGAAUAUAUGCUAAAUUUUCUGAAAAAGGAAUGGCUCCUUUCUCCAUGGUCCAUAGUUAGCCAAAACCCAAAAAAGCUUCUUUUCUCUUUGAUGCUUUCAUUAACGUUGUUUUCACUUUUCAUCCUAUUGGAUUGCUUCUCUCUCAAGACUUCUAUCCAAAAAUUAAUUGGAUUUGAAUUUUUCUUUUUCUCA
This is a messenger RNA of Theobroma cacao (cacao), 2019 nucleotides long. RefSeq names its product lysm domain GPI-anchored protein 2 precursor (gene LYM2). The record is from RefSeq and is a predicted model, not a curated record. Lineage: Eukaryota; Viridiplantae; Streptophyta; Magnoliopsida; Malvales; Malvaceae.